Messenger RNA from Triplophysa dalaica, 4337 nucleotides. RefSeq names its product activating transcription factor 7a (gene atf7a). The coding region runs from base 286 to 1713 and encodes 475 amino acids. The record is from RefSeq and is a predicted model, not a curated record. Gene Ontology annotation, molecular function: DNA-binding transcription factor activity, RNA polymerase II-specific; cAMP response element binding. NCBI's taxonomy places the organism in Eukaryota, Metazoa, Chordata, Actinopteri, Cypriniformes, Nemacheilidae. Gene Ontology annotation, biological process: regulation of transcription by RNA polymerase II. The transcript is spliced from 12 exons.
UACACUGCAAAGUCUUUGCAAAGAUGGGGGACGAAAAACCUUUUGUGUGCAACGCUUCUGGCUGUGGGCAGGGCUGGUGAUGUAUAGCUACAUUCUGCAAUGAAGACCGUGAGCAGUGCAGAGGUUCAAUGAAAGCCGAUAGUUCAUUAUGAACGUCUCUCUGGCCUACAUACUCCCAAAGACAAAUCUUGUGAAUACCACUCCCUCUUUUUCCUUUGGAAAUGUUUCUGCCCUGAGAGGUUUACUAAUGAGGACCACCUGGCUGUUCACAAACACAAACAUGAAAUGACGCUCAAAUUCGGACCCCCCAGGACCGACUCCGUCAUCAUCGCAGACCAGACGCCGACUCCCACCCGUUUCCUGAAAAACUGUGAAGAGGUUGGCCUGUUCAAUGAGCUGGGCAGCUCGUUUGAGCAGGAGUUCCCCAAGGCCCACGAAGACGAAGACAAGAGGGCCAGGAACCCGGUGAGCUGUGGGACUGGGUGGAGGGUUUCGGACAUUCGGCCCGACAUGCUUCAGUUGCCUGCUCCUCAUUCAGGAGCGCUGGACAUGAGCUUGCAGACGCCCUCAGAUGUCAAAGUGAAAGAGGAGGACCCUGUGGAGGUGGACUCGUCUCCGCCUAGCAGCCCUGACUCAAUGUCAAGCAUGUCGGAUAGCAGCAGAGAGCCCAUGGGAAGAGGAAAGGGUUCACCCCCGAAACCUGCCUUCAGCUCAGCUCCCACCCCCGCCAUUGUGCGUCCAGGUUCCCUCCCCCUGCACCUGGGCUACGACGGCCUACAUCCCACCAUGCCCUCCCCUACCUCCGUGAUCACACAUACCCCACCGUCCAAUCGUACGCUGGGGUCUCCCACUGGGCUGUACCCAAUGAUGAUGCUUCCUAAUGGUCAGACUGUUCCUGUUCUUCCAGGACCUAUGCAGAUGCCUUCUGUGAUAUCUCUGGCAAGGCCUCUUUGUAUGGUGCCCAACAUUCCAGGAAUCCCCGGCCCACCACUAGGAGGCAGCAGCAGCGGCUCGUCUUCACCAUCUGGAUAUAACCUUCACAAUGAGGCCAAGAUGAGGCUGAAGGCAGCAUUAUCUCAGCAGAUGCCUCAUGGUUGUGUUGGCGUAGCGAUGGGUUCCAGUGCAAUGGCGCCUCAGAGGAUGGAGCAAAGCCAGCUGCUGGUCCAGCAUCCUGAUGCCCCAUCCCCAGCCCAGCCACAGGUGUCGCCCGCUCAGCCCACCGGUGGCCGCAGACGGAGGACGUUGGAUGACGACCCCGAUGAGAGGAGGCAGCGCUUCCUUGAGCGGAACCGGGCGGCGGCUUCCCGUUGCAGACAGAAGCGUAAAGUGUGGGUCAACUCUCUAGAGAAGAAAGCUGAGGAGCUGACUUCCUUCAAUGUCUCACUGUCGAACGAGGUGUCUCAUUUACGAAACGAAGUUGCUCAUCUCAAGCAGCUGCUUUUAGCCCAUAAAGACUGCCCGGUCACCACCCUGCAGAAGAAAACCGCCUACUUGGGAGAGGAGCAUAUUAAAGAAACGUCUGAGCCCACGGGCUCCCCGGCGCAGGUCAUUCAGCACAGUUCUUUGGCUCCAAGCCCCAAUGGCUUGAGCUCCCGCGCAGCAGCCGAGGCUGUGGCCAUGUCCGUGCUGGCAGGGAUGGGCAACCAACGGGGGGAGAGUGGCGGGCCGUCGCACGUCAUCAUGACCACACAGUCCCACUCUUCCAGUAGAUGAUGAGGGCAUCUAACAGUCUGCCUGGGACUCUCUGCAUCCCGGGAGAGGGGCAGCUCAAAGCCUGGUUCUCUCUCAUGUCAUCUCUGGCCUAGGGCUGCAUUCUGGGAAUGAACUGGGACUGAGAGAGAGACAGAUUGUUGUUCACUUUGCCAUAGACUACGGGGGCCGGACUCCAAACCACGCUCACUUUUGCAUCCUCUAUAACCUUAAACUCUCUUCUCGGCUUUAAUUCACUCGCGUUGUCCCUGACCUCUACUGGCUGUGAGACUGCAAAGCACUUCCUGUCAUUAAAGGUUUCCUCGUGCUCAUACACAUGCCGCAAUAAAGACGUCACUUGGCUUGUCAUCAUUUAGUGAGAGGAUGCAACACACUGCACUGUGUACAUGAACAUCAUUUCACACGCAUUCAGUAAGGCAAACAUGUUCUAAUUGUAAUAUACUUUGGUUCUUUUGGUUUAUCGUUCUUCAGAUGACCCCCCCUCAUCUGACUCUCGUUGAAAUCGUACCUCAUUUUUAAACUGUUAUAUGCGUUUAUAAUCGAUGUGUGCAUGAUUGUGUGCUUCUCGUGUGGGUGUACAGUAAUGUAUGAUGGAAAAUAGCAGUACGAAGGACUGAUACACUAAGUCUGCCUUGUUAGCAUGCAACAAUUUGCCAUAUGUUAACUGUAUUGUAUCGGCACAUUGAAUUCAGAUUGGACUAUAGAUCCUGGUGUUUGUUUAGUCAUGUUUUUGUUUUUGUACGACAGACUCAGAACCAGCAAAGAACAGACUAAAAAGGUCAAGAAUUAUAAUUGUUUCUGGAGCUUUGCUUCCAGUCUGGAGAGAACAGGAUAGAGAGUGUCAACUCCACAGCGUUGCGUCAUUUCCUCUCCUUGUGAUGAUAUUAAAAUGUUUUAAGUUUGGGUCAAGUUGACAACAAAUUAUUGAGGUUCCUAAAGUAGUAUUAGACUUAAUUGCUCUGUCAUUUUAGAUAAUCCUAGCUUUACGUGAGAUAAACUCUUACCGAAAAAUAACCUGGUGCGUCUGUGUUCACAUGUACCCCCAUUCAGCGUCCUUUUUACUAUUCACCGAAAAAUGAAAAUUCUGUCUUUAUUUACUUACCCUCGCGUUCUUCCAAAAAUGUAUAAAUGUAUUUGUUCUGAUGAAUUUAGAGAGAGAUAUUUGUAAGAAUUCUUGUAACCAAACAGUUCUUGGCCACCAUUGACUACCAUAGUAGGAAAAAUUACAACGGUAGUCAAGUGUCCCAGAACUGUGUGCUUACAUUCUUCAAAAUGUCUUCAUUUGUGUUCAACAGAACAAAGAAAUAUAUUUAAAAAAAAACUACUAUGGUAGUCAUGAGUGGCGAUGCGCGUCAUGGUUACAAGCAUUCUUUCUCUGUGUGCAUCAGAACAAAGGUAAUUUACAUAGAUUUGAACCAACUCGAGGGUGAGUCUCAGUGAAUUGUUCUUGUAAAGUUUUUAUUGAGGAACUCUGUAACACUAUUUAUUUCUUUGAUCAUUUAUCCACACAACCAUAAAACUUUCAGCUCAGACUAAGACUGCCUUAUGAAUCACAUCAGUGCCUCAAAUGCUCUUUCUAGACAAAUCUCACUGUGUAUUUAAUGCCUGUGUUAUUGACUCAACUUGUUAUCUGCCAUUUAGGCAUCAAUGAGGAAAUAUAUAGUUUUAUAUUUGUAUCAUCGGGUCUGGUGUUAAAAAUAAUGCCUGAGAUAACACUGCCCUCAUUCUUCUAAGCAUUUUCUAUACUGCCAUCUAGAUGUAAUAAGGUGUUGUUGCGUUCACCUAGAAAGGCUACAGGGAACAAAGAGGAUCCACUGUUGUAUGAAUGGCUUUACCUGUACUAAGAUGUUUAUCCGAACACAUGGUCUUUUACGCAAGCAGACACUUUUAAAUGUAAGGCAUCAUAAACAAGGGACUAAGAUGUACUGUCGUCGCUCAAUGUAUGUUGACUUGAAUUGUCUUGUUUCAUAAAUUUUAUUUGCAGUGUGUAAUACUGCAUUAACGUGUUGUCAGUCCAAAAUGUAUAAAGGCCUGUCAAAUGCACUAAAAUGUUUUGGAUUUAAAUUUGUCUGUUCGGGAUCUCAGUGAUUUUCUGGUUCUCUUUCAAGCGUCAUACGUCUGUCUGUUUAGUCUGUAAACAUAUCAAAGACUCCAUAGAUACCACUUGACAGAUCAUUUACAAAAAACUCCUAGUUUCAGUGUUAACCCUGGCUUUCAUGGUUUAUGUUAUGUCCUGGCACUUGUAGUUUGUCAGCAGAACCAUAUAUAGGAUUGAUGUUCUGAAAUGAGCGCAAAAGAGAAUUUUUAGCUUUCACUGGCACUUUGUCUAGAUUUUUUCUUUGUUUUAUGCUGCCAGAACUAUAGAAAAGCCUCUUAUAAUAAAUCUUUACCUUUUUGUGUUGUAAUACAGAAAAGUAGAAAUUCUUUUGUAGACUUUUCUUUUUCAUUCUUUAUAUUGUUGUUUAACAUUUGUACCUAAAUAAUUGUUUUACUUUUAUUUUACAAAAAUAACAAGAAUGUUUCGACAUUCCCCCCAUCAAGUUGAUCAUAUAACAGUUGUACUAGUAAAUCUGUUUUCAUGGACAUAAAGGGUUGUCAUCCCCAAAAUAAAAUGGUCAUUUAUUCAC